AUGGACUCGUCGCACCGUAAAAUCGAACUCCAAUCCCCCUCCGACCUCACCUACCUCACCUCCCAAAUCCGCACCGCCGCCCGCCAAAAACUCGACCUGCACCUACCUCCCGUCACCUCGUCAACCGCCGAACCCGACGACCUGCGCCGCAGCGUCGAAGACCUCGUCGACGCGUUUGUCGCCCAAGUACUACGCGGCAUGCGGCAAAACAUUAGCAUAAACGGGAUUGACAUCAUCAGCGGCGCCGACGGCACCUUUGCCGAAUCCGCCAUGCAAGGUCUAGCAGAAGAAGAAGACGAAGAAACAAGCCAAGUCGAACGCGAAGAAUUCGAAGCCUUUGACGAGAAGCUGCGCUCGAAACUGGGAGAUGCGGUCGCGAGGCGCGAUGCGCUUAUUGCACGGAUUAGUCAGCAUAGGAGGGCGACGCCGGCGGGCGCGGCCAAGGCGUUUGAAGAGAGGUUUGCGACCGAGGAGCUCGAGGCCGAGGCCGCGUGGGCCCGCGUUGAGGAGAGGGUUGGCGAGGUAGAGGUGGCGGCCGUGGAGAGCGGGGUUAGGCAGGAUGAGGUGCAGAGGAAUUGGGAGAGGGCGGUGGAGGGCUUGCAGGCCUUGAAUAAGGCGUUGCCUGAGACGAGGGCGAGGUUGGAGAGGGCGGGGGAUGUGGUGGGGUAUUUGGGGGGGAAGUAA
Messenger RNA from Bipolaris maydis ATCC 48331, 684 nucleotides. RefSeq lists its product as uncharacterized. Gene Ontology annotation, biological process: mitotic sister chromatid segregation. The record is from RefSeq and is a predicted model, not a curated record. Gene Ontology annotation, cellular component: MIS12/MIND type complex; kinetochore. NCBI's taxonomy places the organism in Eukaryota, Fungi, Ascomycota, Dothideomycetes, Pleosporales, Pleosporaceae.